Molecule: messenger RNA, 1236 nt
Organism: Exserohilum turcica Et28A
Lineage: Eukaryota; Fungi; Ascomycota; Dothideomycetes; Pleosporales; Pleosporaceae
Exons: 1
Source: RefSeq, a predicted model, not a curated record
AUGCCGGCCCAUACGCCCUCGCCGCACCGCUUUCUAGCCCCCAACCCCAACCCCAACCCGCACUCGGCCCCAAAUUCCACCAGGCCGCACUCAAGCCUGCGCAAUGCAGCUACACUCCAGCCUCCCGCUGCUGCAAAGACGCCCACGCCCCAGCCAGGAUUGCCCGCCAAAAAGAUAACACCCGCCAAGCGAUUUGUCAUUGCGCCGCAAAAGAAGAUUGCAUCGGAGAAUGCGAGGCUUCGGGAGGCAGGCGCAAAGACAAGCUAUGAAGCACAGCCGCAGCACGCGCCACUACCCAGACCGCGCCGGAAGCUGGAGCGCGUGGAAAGCAUCGAGGAGCCAUGCCAAUCCAGCGUGUCGGACGCGGUAUUAGACGAGACGUAUGCCUCUGGCGUCAUACCGUCGACCGAAGACCAGGAUGCGCCGCCCGACGAGUCCAGAUAUUACCCGCAAAGCAGCGACGAUGACGAAAUGCUGUUUGAAUCCACCACGCGCAACAAGCGACUGCGCAUGUCGACUCCGAGCUCGCCGCCCCUGCAGCAUGCAGAGCCUUCAACACCCGUUGCAGUACACAACUCAACAACACACCGGUUCAAAGUAGCUCCACCACCACCACCGCCACCACCAGCAUCCCGUACCCCUGCGCAUUUUCCGAGCAUCGCCUCGGUCGCUGCAUCAGCGGCAACAGCACCAUCAACUUCGCAUCGUCCCCACUUCAUUCUCCCUGCGGCGCCAACGUCUCCCCCCAGGCCCGCCAGACCACCGCCAGACAUCUUUUCCCCUUCGCGCAAGACGGGAAAACAUGUACCAGGCGGCCUCGCGGCGACCGUCUCAGCGUGGAUCAUCGAGGCGGCUACUACGGGCUUCGCGGCGCAGGAAAGGGGCGUGGCGGGUGGCGCGAGGGAAAAGGAAGACGGCGUCAAGAUGCGGAUACGCGUCAGGGGUUUGUCUAGGGGUGGAGCCCGUGAGGCCGAGAUGCAGGACAUCGGGUGCUAUGCCGGCGGUGUCGUGUUUGCGAGGGGCGAGAUAGAGCCAGGUGUGGGUAGUGCUUUGAGAGCGUCCACUCUCGCAGUCGAGAAUGGAGCUGUAAGACUUCUCCUCGCGGGCCAGGGCGGCGCAAGAAGCGCGCGAGGCGUCAAAGUCAGAGUUGGCAAUGUGAUUGCUGUACGUGCGCCUACGUGGGAGAUUGAUGUUGGACUUGAAAAGUGGCUUGUAGCUGUCGACUGGGUGGUGGUG